UCGGAGCUUCGAGCUACAGACCCCAGAGCGGAGUCCGAGCGCGGCCGACGCAGCUGUGCUGGACGCCCUGGAGGAACAAGGAGACCUCCAGUCCCUCUUCUGCUAAGGUCCCCGGCUCCAGAGGCGCCAUGGCGGACAAGCUGAAGGACCCCAGCACCCGGGGCUUCCUGGAGGCGGCCGUGAAGAUCAGCCACACGUCCCCAGACAUCCCGGCCGAGGUGCAGAUGUCCGUCAGAGAGCACAUCGUGCGUCACACGCGGCUGCAGCGACAGACCACAGAGCCAGCGUCAUCCACCAGGCACACGUCCUUCAAGCGCCACCUGCCCCGGCAGAUGCACGUCUCCAGUGUGGACUAUGGCCACGAGCUGCCGCCGGCCGCAGAGCAGCCCACCAGCAUCGGCCGCAUCAAGCCCGAGCUGUACAAGCAGAAGUCGGUGGAUGGGGACGACGCCAAGUCCGAGGCCGCCAAGAGCUGCGGGAAGAUCAACUUCAGCCUGCGCUACGACUACGAGACGGAGACCCUGAUCGUGCGCAUCCUGAAGGCCUUCGACCUCCCCGCCAAGGACUUCUGCGGCAGCUCGGACCCUUACGUCAAGAUCUACCUCCUGCCCGACCGCAAGUGCAAGCAGCAGACGCGGGUGCACCGCAAGACCCUGAACCCCACCUUCGACGAGCACUUCCACUUCCCCGUGCCCUACGAGGAGCUGGCUGACCGCAAGCUGCACCUCAGUGUCUUCGACUUCGACCGCUUCUCCCGCCACGACAUGAUCGGGGAGGUGAUCCUGGACAACCUCUUUGAGGCCUCCGACCUGUCCCGGGAAACCUCCAUCUGGAAGGACAUCCAGUACGCCACGAGCGAAAGCGUGGAUUUGGGGGAGAUCAUGUUCUCCCUCUGCUACCUGCCCACAGCAGGCAGGCUCACCCUCACAGUGAUCAAGUGUCGGAACCUCAAGGCCAUGGACAUCACCGGCUACUCAGAUCCUUACGUCAAAGUGUCCCUGCUUUGUGACGGGCGGAGGCUGAAGAAGAAGAAAACCACCAUAAAGAAGAACACGCUCAAUCCUGUCUACAACGAGGCCAUCAUCUUUGACAUCCCGCCAGAGAACAUGGACCAAGUCAGCCUGCUCAUCUCGGUUAUGGACUAUGACCGAGUGGGCCACAAUGAGAUCAUCGGAGUCUGCCGCGUGGGGAUCAACGCGGAAGGCCUGGGCAGGGACCACUGGAACGAGAUGCUGGCGUACCCGCGGAAGCCCAUCGCGCACUGGCACUCCUUGGUGGAGGUAAAGAAAUCCUUCAAAGAGCAGUGGCAGGGCCGCGCCGCCAGCUUCGACAGCGAGAGCUCGUGCCCCUCUCCGAAGCCACCUCCGACCCCAUGAGCCGCACGGCCGAGCCACACCAACGGGACCCAGCACCGUUCUUUCUGCACCUGUUCAACCGUCUAAACACAGUGCCGUGCCGUCGGCGCACCAGGGGCAGCGCGGCGCGCGGGGUCCUACCUGCUCCUGUGUAGGUCAAGGCCGAGACACUUGUUCUGCGCUCAGAUCUGUCUUAGUCUUUUCUGUCUCCCAAGGUGAUGUUUCUUUGUGUGCGUGUGGUUUUCACUUUUUCUGGAUCGGCUGUCAAGAAAGGAAGAAAAAAGAAAGUGGGCAAAAACAGAGUGGAGAGCCCGGAAGUCGGUUCAGUAAAAGACAGUGUAAAAUAGUCGUCUUCGGGGGAAAGGUGAUGUGAAUUUCUGCGAUGUGUGUCUCCAUCAAGUGCCACUCCCCUGGAGAAGGAGGACGUGGGGUGGGGCUGUGGCCUCUUUCUGGUGGCCUGCAGGUGUCAAUCCAUGCAAGAGCCUUUAGGAGACUCUUUGAAGCUCUUCGCUCUGUGACACAAGCCGAGAUGCGGACUCCCGGUCCCCUGUGGAAAUCACAAGCGCCCUGCGGUGUCUGGGAACCUUCAAGGGGUUGGACAGGGCUCCUCGCCCCCUUCCCCAUGGACUUCAUUCAUGAUUUGAAAAGGUCUUGACCCCUCCUGGGAACUUAGUCACUUUCUUGAGGAAUGAUUCUGCGCCCCACGUUAAUAACCAUAUAUGUUCGGAAACGGGAUCUUUGGUCUCGAAAAUUACCUGCCUUGUCAAGGAGGUACGUGUGUCCUGGAAUGAUUUCUGUAUUAUACGUGGCUUUCUAAUUCCACGAGGCACCAAGCGGCUGUUUCAAAUGCCUACACAGGCCAGAGAAAACCCUAGGUAAAAUGCCUUUUCCGAAUGGGGAGGCGUGAAAUCCAAGGAAUAGUGGGAGCCCAUCUUUCUAGGAAGAGUGUCUUCUUGAUUGAGACCAAGGCAGCUUAGACCUAGUUCAGCCCCUUUGACUCUGGGACAACCUUCAUCUCGAACUUUAGUUCUAUAAACUACUGAGUACUUCCGUGUUUGUUGUUUGUUUCAGUGGUGAUGAAGGGCUUUGUUUUUCUUUCUUUAGAUAUCUAGCUUAGGCCAAGUUCAGUUUAGGAAAAAUAUAUUUGAACUAUUCUGUAUUGUCAGAGCUCAUUUCUGUUGAGUUGGCCUCCCCACCCACCCCUGUCACUAGGUUGAUGUGCUCAGCUCAGUCAAUGGUGGAGGGGAGUUCCCCCUUGAACUUGUGCUCAGAGCCGGGUGUGACGUCCCAAAGGCAGGUCUGCUGAAGGACCCCUUCUUUCAACCACGGGAGGUCAAGAACAUACAAGCUCCUCACACACCCUGUGUCUUAUUCUUUCUAGGUCACGUACUUUAGGAGCUGCAACUCAAUAAAGUCACCCUCAUUUUAAGCCAAGGUACCAGGUUUCUCUGCUGAUACCACCUUUGGGUAGUGUGUUCUAGUCCUAAAAAUGACCAGAUUGGGCAUGAGGUAACAGGAUAUGGUGGCAGAAGACAUUUUAAGCUUAGAAAAGUAACUAGAUAAACCCCAACUCCCCAUUGUACUGAGCCUUCAACUUAGGGGCAACUGAGUCAUUGGUAUAAAGAUACAUUUUCUUCCCAAAUGUCUUGUGAUGGAUAGACAGGCCUUCCUAGGCAGGCAGUCCUGCAGCGGAUGUUCUCUGGAGAGCACGAGAAAAAACCCAAGGUCAUGGCAAGAUUCACGUCCAGCCAUAAACUUCAUUUUUCUUGACUGACCCCAUCAAGAGGGCCAUGUCAGUCACUGAGCAGACGCUGUGGGUCCUGCAACCAUGAGGGGACACCUGAGUUUCCUGGGCCAGAAGGAGCCCAGAAGUGAGCUUAAGCGCAUGCACAUCCAGCUGUCAUCCACAACCCGUAGGCAUGCCUGCUGUGUGGCUCAGUGGUUGACCGUCGACCCAAGAACCAGGAGGUCACGGUUCAAUUCCCGGUC
Molecule: messenger RNA, 3344 nt
Organism: Myotis brandtii (Brandt's bat)
Lineage: Eukaryota; Metazoa; Chordata; Mammalia; Chiroptera; Vespertilionidae
Gene: SYT6
Product: synaptotagmin VI
Exons: 7
Coding region: 129-1376 (415 amino acids)
Biological process (GO): cellular response to calcium ion; calcium-ion regulated exocytosis; regulation of dopamine secretion
Cellular component (GO): membrane
Molecular function (GO): phosphatidylserine binding; syntaxin binding; clathrin binding
Source: RefSeq, a predicted model, not a curated record